AUGGCCCUCAUGUCCGCCUCCCCUGCCGCAAGGUCAUGGGCCCAGUUGACACGAGUCCUGCGACCAAACGUCGUCCUCAGGCCGUGCCAUGCCUCCCAGCUCACCUCCCGCCCGGCCCCGCUACCGACAGCAGCCCCCCGUCAGCAGGCCCGGCACAGCUCUCACUCCCCCAUGGGCGCGGCCCCGUCCAUCCCUCGCAAAAAGGUGACGCUGGGCACCCUGCGAUCCCUGCAUAAAAAGGGCGACCCCAUCACCGUCGUCACUGCCCACGACUUCCCCAGCGCCCACGCCGCCGACCACGCCGGCAUGGAUGUCAUCCUCGUCGGCGACAGCCUCGCCAUGGUUGCCCUGGGCAUGGAGGACACGAGCGAGGUUCUCCUGGAAGAGAUGCUGCUGCACUGCCGCUCCGUCGCCCGCGCCACUCGGAGCGCGUUUACCAUUGGCGAUUUGCCCAUGGGCACGUAUGAGAUAGCCCCGGAGCAGGCUCUCGCCACCGCCAUCCGCUUCAUCAAGGAGGGCAGGAUGCAGGGCAUCAAGCUCGAGGGCGGAAGGGAAAUGGCCCCCACCAUUCGCAAGAUCACGACGGCUGGAAUCCCCGUGCUCGGCCACGUCGGCCUGACACCCCAGCGACAAAACGCCCUGGGGGGGUUCCGCGUCCAGGGCAAGACGAGCGACGGCGCCCUGCGGGUACUCGAGGACGCCCUCGCCGUGCAGGAGGCCGGGUGUUUCGGCGUCGUCAUCGAAGCGGUGCCGGCCGAGGUGGCGGCGCUCGUGACGCAGAAGCUGUCCAUCCCGACCAUUGGCAUCGGUGCCGGGCCUGGCUGCUCGGGCCAGGUACUGGUCCAGACCGACAUGACGGGCAACUUCCCGCCGGGUCGCUUCCUCCCCAAGUUUGUCAAGCAGUACGGCAACGUGUGGGGCGAGGCCACCAGGGCCCUCGAGGCUUAUCGCGAUGAGGUCAAGAGCCGUCAAUACCCCGCGCGGGAGCACACGUAUCCGAUUUCCGAGGAGGAACUCGAGGUGUUUUCCAAGACCAUCAAGGACCUGUAG
Messenger RNA from Hirsutella rhossiliensis, 1050 nucleotides. Its product is annotated as ketopantoate hydroxymethyltransferase domain-containing protein. Gene Ontology annotation, cellular component: mitochondrion. Gene Ontology annotation, biological process: pantothenate biosynthetic process. NCBI's taxonomy places the organism in Eukaryota, Fungi, Ascomycota, Sordariomycetes, Hypocreales, Ophiocordycipitaceae. The record is from RefSeq and is a predicted model, not a curated record. The coding region runs from base 1 to 1050 and encodes 349 amino acids. The transcript is spliced from 2 exons. Gene Ontology annotation, molecular function: magnesium ion binding; 3-methyl-2-oxobutanoate hydroxymethyltransferase activity.